AUGCGUCAUCAAUUCGCAGUUUUAUUCGUGAUUGUCGCUACCGUUCCCAUCUUUACCGUAUCAUCUAAGGCCAGCUUCAAUGGCUCGUUGCAAAUUGCCCGUGCCAAUGAUUACUUUGGCUACAAACUUCUAGAACACCUUGAGGAAAGAAACUUCUUCGAAGAAGAUGCUGAACCAGAAAAUCUGUUCAUCUCUCCCUUCAGCGUUAGCACCGUCCUGACCAUGGUCAUGGCCGGUGCUAAAGGAGACACCUUUGAGGAGAUAAAAAAUACUCUUGGAGUUCAACUCAAGCUGACUGAACCGCAACGCUACACCGCCUUCAACACCCUCCUUCGCCAGCUUAACAAUCUGUCCAGCAGUGACACUGUCAACAGCCUCAAACUGGCCAAUGCAAUUGCCCUGCAGACCGGAGAGACUCCUCUUCUGCCCAGAUAUCAGCGCAUCGUCAAGCGCCGCCUCAAGGCGAAGAUCUUCCAGGUUAACUUUGAAAAGGAGCCGGAGCAGGCAGCUGAGCAGAUCAAUCAGUGGGCCAGCCGAAAGACCAAAGGCAAAAUACGCAAACUGGUUGAGGGAACACUAGACCCGGGCACGCGAGUCGUCCUACUCAAUGCACUGUACUUUAACGGCACCUGGGCGAGCCCUUUCCGGCGAGACGAUACUGAAAACGAAGAGUUUACCUACGGUGAGGUUGGACGGAGGAAGAAGAUCACCGUUCCAAUGAUGAAGAAGUCCUUUCAUCGACUCAACUACCUCAGCUCGGAAGAGGGUGAACUGGUGGAGCUGCCCUACCGAGGUCACCUGCUGAGCAUGUUGCUCUUUCUGCCUGCAGUUGACGACCCUCCGCCUAUCAGUUUUACUUUUUUAGAUUUUCGCAAGCGACACAACGGGUACUCUAAAAUGACGGCUCGAAAGGUGACCCUGUCUCUGCCUCGCUUUAAGAUCGAGUCCUCGCUUGAGCUGAAGCCCACACUUCGGUGGAUGGGCAUUGAAACGGCAUUCGAGGAUGCCGCCGACUUUAGUCGAAUGACUGGCAAUGGUGGCGAUGGUGGUGAACGCUUAAAGUUGUCCCGAGUUCUGCACAAGGCCGUGGUGGAGGUCAAUGAGGAAGGCUCUGAGGCGGCGGCGGCUACUAUGAGCCAAGCGGUUUUUCGCUCUUGGGAUCCUCGCAAGCCCAUUAAACUGAACUUCAAUCGGCCAUUUCUCUUUGCCAUCCGCUGCAAACCGCUCCAGUUGACGCUCUUCGCCGGCAUUGUCAAUAAGCCACAAGAAGUUGAUUAA
Messenger RNA from Rhagoletis zephyria (snowberry fruit fly), 1278 nucleotides. The record is from RefSeq and is a predicted model, not a curated record. NCBI's taxonomy places the organism in Eukaryota, Metazoa, Arthropoda, Insecta, Diptera, Tephritidae.